AUGCUGGAGCGUAUGUCUCGUCGCUCUCGCUCCCUGCUCUCCCUGACCUUGACCACUCUGGCUCUGGCCCUCUCCAUCCUGGCUCUGUGCACCUCUUACUGGUGUGAGGGCACUCACAAGGUGGUCAAGCCCCUCUGCCUUUCGCCUGUCAAAAUGAAGAACUGUGGUCAGAACAACAGCGAGCCUUACACCACAGAGAGUCCCACUCAGAACCCCUUCAACCGCACACUGUCUCCAGCCAGAAGGGACGAGCUGGCCAAGAUCAGACAGAGGCAGCUGGCCAAUGCGGUUCACUACAUCUGGGAGACGGGAGAAGACAAGUUUGCUUUCAGAUACUUUCACACAGGUUUCUGGGAAAGCUGUGAGAAACACAGCGAUGGGGAGAAAUGUCGAAGCUUUAUAGAGUUAACACCUGGAGAAACACAAGGUGUGCUCUGGCUGUCAGUUAUUUCAGAGUUUACAUACAUCGGUCUCUUGGGGAUGGGCUUCUUACUGAUGUGGCUGGAAGUCUUGUGUUCCCAUAAAGAGAUGCACUCACUGAAAAUCAAUGCCUAUGCAGCUAUCUGUACUGUGUUAUCUGGUCUUCUUGGGAUGGUGGCCCAUAUGAUGUUCACCACAGUAUUUCAGAUGACAGUCAUUGUGGGCCCCAAAGACUGGAGGCCUCAGUCCUGGGACUACGGCUGGUCAUUUGCUCUUGCCUGGGUGUCCUUUAGUUGCUGUAUGGGGGCAGCUGUGGUCACACUCAACUCUUACACAAAGACCAUAAUUGAGCUCCGUCGCAGACAGAGGCUCCGUUUGGAGGAAGCAAGAGCUGCCACUCAUGCUCCUUCCUAUGAUGAGGUUGUUCCAGGUGGCGGGCUCUACUCUGUCAGCGGCUUAUUGCAGUGUCCAGACGGCAUGAUUGACGUAGCGUGGGCCCCGAAUGGCAGCGUGGUUGGAGUGGGGAAUGGGGACGUACCAACAUUGGUUUUAGUAGGUGGCUGUGGGCCAGAGGGGUGUGAAGACUGUGAGAGAGAGAUGGAUGAGAUGGAGGAGGCCAUGGACCGAGUUGAUUCGCCUUGUUAGGGGAUCGUUUAUAUCCAUCAACUAAAAGGGCUGAAAAACUCAAAAAAGGAAAGACACUUUCGCUGUACUGGAGAAGGAUCAGUGUGAGCGAAUACAUCCUGUUUUUUCUUCCUCUUUGACUUUCAGUGCAGUUGGGACAUACUAAUUGCACUUCAAGGCCAGUGAAAUCACUACAUAUCAAAAUGUAAAGACUACAAUGGUAUAGGUCACACUGGCAUUUAAGACUGCAUGUUUUCUGGGUCUCAGUGCCUCAUGGUAGGAAAGUAAAUGCAUGUCUCUACAUGUAAAUGCAUAUAUGUUUAUAUUAUUUUAUUGUUUAUAUAUUAACAUGUAAUCUAUCAGGACAACAACAGUCAUCUCAAUGAGCAUUUAAUUGCAUAAUGGAUGGUUGUUUCUUCUCCUGUUGAUACCUAAACAGAACAGCCUGUCCUUUAGAGUAAAUAUACAAUAUUUUAUCUGAGCAGGACAUUCAACAUGCUCAUUUCUCUUGUGACAAACUUUGGACAGAUGCAGCAUUUUGAUGUAAUGCAUCUGGGAGCUACAAACAAACCCGGCCUCUCUGCAGAUGCGCAGACAAACCCAUAAGAUAGACACAUAGAGAUAGAAAGAUUACAGAGAUUUUGAAAAGUCUGCUCUCUGAUGUUGAACAGAAGAUUAUGUGUAAACCAGUAAUCCCGAGUUGGAUGGGAAAAAGGAGGAAUAGAGUGAGGAGAGAUGGUAGACAUGUGAAGGGGUGGAGCAGGUUGUGGGGGGUUGAAAGUUGGAAGGAAAUGCAGGCAUACACACCCACAGACUGCACACACACACACACACACACACACACACUUCAACAGUCUGCAUCAUGAAACACAACACUUUCAGGGAAAUAAUUGUUUUUAAAUGGAUAUUACACUCUGGUAUUUACUGUGUUUACGUAAAAUUAUACACACAAUAAUUUAUUUAAAGUUAAAUAAAUGUACUUCCAUUGACUUUAGGAAUGUCUGUAUGUUAUUCAUUUGGGAUAAUCCUGGAUUUACUGUCUGGGAUAAAUACAAUUGAAAACUUAAGACCGUAAGCGCCAUUUUUGUCAACUACCAGCAUUAUAUUAUACAGUAUGUUUCUAGGCCAUAGGGGAAUUUAUUGUUUUUUUGGGAAAGAUAAAUAAAUUGAUUUUCAAAGCGCA
Messenger RNA from Dicentrarchus labrax (European seabass), 2227 nucleotides. Its product is annotated as germ cell-specific gene 1-like protein. Lineage: Eukaryota; Metazoa; Chordata; Actinopteri; Moronidae. The transcript is spliced from 6 exons. Gene Ontology annotation, cellular component: plasma membrane. The record is from RefSeq and is a predicted model, not a curated record. The coding region runs from base 1 to 1065 and encodes 354 amino acids.